Molecule: messenger RNA, 1878 nt
Organism: Suillus fuscotomentosus
Lineage: Eukaryota; Fungi; Basidiomycota; Agaricomycetes; Boletales; Suillaceae
Product: aspartic peptidase domain-containing protein
Exons: 6
Coding region: 110-1744 (544 amino acids)
Biological process (GO): proteolysis
Molecular function (GO): aspartic-type endopeptidase activity
Source: RefSeq, a predicted model, not a curated record
GAUUUGAUCCCACAAGAUUUAAUUUCAUCACAUCAAGUUACAUACGUUCUCGUUUCCAUCCUCCUCCACGCCGUGCAGGCUAACAUAUUAUUAACGCUUUAGUGGCGUCAUGAUGCACUCCUUCAUCACACUUUCCUUUGUUUCUUCGUUGUGUUCGACGAUUUCUGUCCUUGCUCUCCGAAUCCCUUUCGAUGUCCACGUUCAAACACCUGCUAACAACCCAACCACCCAUUUCCCUCGUCAAUCGUCUUCCAAUGGCAUAUUACCUGUCGGGAACACGCAAAACUCUUUCUACUACACGAAUAUCAUGCUUGGUGGUCAAAACAUAUCAGUGAUGCUGGAUACGGGAAGCUCUGAUCUAUGGGUGACCGGCUCCAUACCUGGAGCAACAGACACAGUUGGAACAGCUGCUGGCAUUCCGUCCGUGUCCUUUUUUGUAUCACCGCUUCGUUUUCUGACAUCCAGUGCAGUCCUUGUUGCAAAUGUAUCAUCUUUCUCCACAAAUAUUCAUUCGGAAGGGUAUGACGGUCUCAUCGGCCUUGGCCCAAAUUCUGGUUCCUCGAUAUACAAGAAACUCGACGGAAAUUCGGGGAAUAACCCAAUCAACAGAAUUUUCGAACAAACGUCCUCAAAUGACUACAUAACUAUGAUGCUCAGUCGCAAAGGAGACCCAGGGAGUAAUAUCACUGGCCAGUUCACCAUAGGAGAACUCGUUCCAGGAUUCGAGAAUAUUACCAGCAUGCCACAUUUGUCGAUUGAAAAGGUUUACAGAGUGACUGAUGUUGACCAGCAUUGGCAGAUUGUAACAGACAAGAAUAAUGGCAUCAUUGGGCCUGACGGACAGCCGAUCAAAUAUUCAUCGAUUGCCCCCAAAGCUCCUGACGGCACAAUAGUGGGAGUUUUAGACUCUGGCUUCACCCUGCCUCAAGUGCCUCGAACGGUGUCGGAUGCCAUCUAUGGGCGUGUACAGGGUGCCGAAUGGUCGGUUGCAAACGAAGCUUGGCUAGUACCUUGCGGGCAACUUAUCAAUGUUACCUUCAAUUUUGGGGGCGUUUCAUAUCCUAUUCACCCACUCGAUGUAUCGUCGAGUGACUUUGGGGUGACCUUCUCAAAUGGAAACCCAGCUUGCCUGGGAACGUUCCAACCAGUCACUUCUGCAUUUAGUCUUCUUGGAGAGUAUGAUAUGAUUUUGGGAAUGGCUUUCCUGCGGAACACAUACGCCCUGAUUAAUUAUGGCAAUUUCAUCACCGGCGGCUCAAAUUCCAAUAAUCCCUACAUCCAAUUGCUCCCGCUCACGAACGUCGAAUCCGCUGUCAACGACUUCAUUCAGGUCCGGCUGAACGGGCAAAACACAAUUAACUCUUCUCAAUACGCCCUACUUCCUGCAUCACAGGAACAACACUCGCCUGAGAGCGCCGCGGAGAAAAAGCAAGCAUACGAGGAACUGGUUCUAAGUCGUUGGCCUUACAUCGUUGUCGGAGGCCUGGUGCUCUUGAUUCUCCUCAUAAGUUAUUGCGUGUGGCGUUGUUGCUGUCGCCGCAAGCGGAUGGCAAAGAAAGCUGCCAAGAAGGCUGCCCAACAGAAUGGGGGGGCUGCUUCUGUGGACGGGUUUAAGAGUGGUCCCUAUGCGCAGUUGCAUGACUCCCAGAGUACGGCGAGUCUUGUUAUGCAACCAAUGCGUGGGUCUACCGUCGAUUUCGAAGAGGACUAUGGUGGAAAGGAUGCAUUCACAAGGAGUCGAUGAUACUUGCCACACGAACUAUAUGUAGUCUAAUAGAUUUAGUCUACUUCAGCUGCAGGACACUAAUAGUAGCUGGCUACUUCUGUUCAUUGUUUGUAUUCGUAACUUUGAUAAUGUUCAGAUCUCAAAUACCAAUA